This is a messenger RNA of Saccostrea echinata, 2009 nucleotides long. Its product is annotated as short-chain dehydrogenase/reductase family 9C member 7-like. The transcript is spliced from 7 exons. Gene Ontology annotation, molecular function: oxidoreductase activity. Lineage: Eukaryota; Metazoa; Mollusca; Bivalvia; Ostreida; Ostreidae. The record is from RefSeq and is a predicted model, not a curated record. Bases 27 to 1136 code for a protein of 369 amino acids.
AGCACGUAGCACCUAGGCUUACGAAGAUGAGGGUAGCUGAGUUCAUUGGGCUCCAGUUCUUUGAGUCUAUGUACCUGUUUGUCCUGUUCUGUAUCCCUAUAGUGGUAGCUCAGAAGUACAUUGGAACCAUUGUGCUGACAAUACUUAUUUUGCUGGCUGUCUUAACAUUACUGAGAAAGUUGUUGUACAAGCCUAUUGAAAUUAAAGGACAGGGUGUGCUCAUCACUGGUUGUGACACAGGAUUUGGUAAUGCCAUUGCCAAUAGAUUUGAUGCCAUGGGAUUCACAGUUUUUGCUGGCUGUUUGAAUCCGGAGUGUGAGGGAGCCAAACACCUCAAGGAAAGUACCACAGGGCAAAUGCAUAUUCUGAAGAUGGAUAUCACAAAUGAUGCUGAUGUCAAUUCAGCUCUGGAGUAUGUGACUAAAACAGACAGGGCUACUGGAUGUGGGUUGUGGGCAUUAGUCAACAAUGCAGGAGUCAAUUUCCUUGGAGAUAUUGACUUUUGUACCAUGGAUAUGUACCACAGAAUUAUGAAUGUUAAUUUAUUUGGAAUGGUCAGGACCACAAAAGCCUUCCUACCACUUCUGAGGAAGAGCAAAGGUCGAGUGGUGAAUGUAACCAGUGUUAGAGGGCGCUGUGUGUUUCCUGUGGCUUCAGCAUACACCAUGGCUAAGUAUGCAGGAGAAGCUUUCUCUGAUGGUCUGAGGAUUGAGAUGAGAAAGUUUGGGCUGAAAGUGGUGAUUGUGGAGCCAGGAAACUUUGGAGGGGCAACCGGAAUGUUGAAUGAAAAAUCAUUAGCUAUAAUGAAGAGAGAUUUUAACACCAUGUGGACUGAGGCUGGAGAGGAGGUGAGAGAAACCUAUGGUAAGGAAUACUUGGACUGUUUGUUUGAGGGAGCCAAGGGGACCUCAAGUACAUCUUACCCUACCCUGGCCCCUGUCUUAGAUGCCUUGGAGGAUGCUGUCAUCAACCAGAGCCCAAGAAUUCGCUACUUGGUGGAUGGAGGAAAUGGCUUAUUUGAUGUAUUCUGUAUGUUGGCCCGGCUGAAUUCCUUUUUACCGGAGGUUGUGAUGGACUGGAUGGUGUCCAGGCUGUUAUCUCGGGAACUUCCUCCCCUGAAAUCUAAACAGCAAUAGAAACAGAAUAUCCAGAAAAUAGCUGGAUAAACUUAGACUAAACAGACAUUUCUAUCAUGUCAAACACUGGAAUUUAAAAAGAAAAUGUCAUUUUCUGAUCAGUUAAAUAUAGACAUGAAUCAGGUCUCUUACGGCAAUCAGUCUUUUGUUCACCAGAUGUGAACUUUAAUUAAAAUGUGCAGCAGUAGGGUACUUCAUCAUACAUGACAUACAUAAAUUAAAUCUUUGUCUUUAAAAGUUUACUUACUUAAAUUUAAUUUUUGUCGUUAAAAAUUGGGUGAGGAUUGGAAUUUUGUUUUAACAUUUGGUAAGGACCCUCUUUCUGUAAUUUUUUUUUUAAGUAGUACUUUCAUCUUUCUUACUUUAUAUGUGAACUGGGAAAUAAGGUAUUGGAAAAGUGCUGCAAUAUGCAUGCAUGUCAACUAUUUUUAUAUUCACAGCAUUUUAAGGUUGUGUGCAAUAUAUUUAUAUCAAUUUCAUUUUUCACUCAUUGCACUAUCUAAUUAAGCUUUAUUGUGCUGAAUUUACCCCAUUUCUGUGAUAAACCUUUCUUUUUUUGGUUGAUUACCGAGUCUUGUAACAUGUUGGUUUAACAUGCAAGCAUCAAUGACGUAAGACACCACCUCUCAGCUUCCUUUAGUAGUAUAUUUAAUAAUCACAAAAUACAUAUAGGAAUAUUUUAGGAAAGAUUAAUACUGGAAGUGUUCCAACUGAAUAAUCAAAAACUUUACAGUUUGAAGAUUUAUGUCCAUCAUGUCAAAUCUUAUUAUUUUUUUUAAACAAGAUUUUUUGUUUGAUUCAAGUUUAACAGUAUUUUAUACAGCAUGUGUAUAUUGUUGAUUGCCUGAAUUAAAGUAUAUGAUGCAAGAAACA